Meleagris gallopavo (turkey) is the source of this 5835-nucleotide messenger RNA. Lineage: Eukaryota; Metazoa; Chordata; Aves; Galliformes; Phasianidae. The record is from RefSeq and is a predicted model, not a curated record.
AAGAAUGUUUUGACCAAGGUAAACUCGCUAUAAGGACAUAUGAGACUUUGGACUACUGACAUUUAUAAUGGACAUUCUGAAAACAAAGGGAGUGAAGCCAUAAAUUUAAAGAGCAACCAAAAGGAAAGUACAACUCUUCCUGCACUUUUGAAGGUUUAUCCAAAUGAAGAGAAGAACCAUUCCACAGAAGAACUUAGCAAGUCUGACAUCCAAGAGGAGCUGAAAAAGGCUAAUAGCCUUCCUAGUUUGACUCCUGGAAACAAAGCAGCAGAUAAAGACAAGCAACCCCGAGAAGGUUUUUUUCAGUUUCUUGGAAGCUUGUUUAAUCUUGCAACAAAAUCUUCUUUGGUAGACUCUAAACCAUCCGCCUGCCAAGAUGAGCCCAACAGAUGUGAAAAGGAUUUACAGAACACAAAUACCCUUACAGAGGGCACGCAACCACAGCAUCCAAAAACUGAAGAGCCUGUCUGUUCUACAGCUAGAAUAAAAGAGGACUCUGUAAAUAAAGAUGACAUGAUCUUAAAUAACAUUGGGAAAGACAGUUCACAGGAUCAGCAAGGAGGCCGGAAACGAUCUGCUGAUGUGAAAAAGCAGAUACAACGAAAACCACAAGCUCCUGCAGUCACUUAUGCAACAUAUCGAGGUUCUGCAAGGAUUAGGCAGCUACUGAAAAGUCAGUCAGAGAAGACUGAAGAAGGAGAAGAAAGUACUGAGAACAGAAAUGCUUCAGUGAUCAAAGAAAAUGGAGAAAUCCAAACUGUUGUCACUCCAAAAUCAGAACACUUAACAAAGGAAAAUGGAGAAGAUGACGAUAAAGAUCAUGAAGAUGAUGUCAUAGUAAAUUCUUCUACAGUAAAAAUGGAAUUGAAAAAGUCUGGUGAAGCUCAACAUUACUUGCAUAGCAAUAAACAUGAAAUAAUGCCAAAUGCCUCAGCUUCACCUACUGGAUCAUCCAGUGGAGUAGACUUAAAACAUACACCAGCUUUAGAAGCAAACAAAGUUAAGAGGACGUAUUCACAAGAUUCAUUAUUGUCAUCUAGUAGAAACAUUGAGAUCGCAACCAAUUCUACUCAUCAGAUUAACAAUGCUCCUAGUGCUGUGGACAGUUUGUUUGGAAAAGAAUAUGUACUGCUGGGAGAAACAGAAGCUCAAUUUCAAAUGAACAAAAAUGCCACUUCUAACUGUGAAAAUGAAAUUCACUGUAGUGAUCACUCCUAUCAGCAGUCUGCAGAAAAAAUGCAGGAUGACAAAGUUAACAAAGAACUCCAGUUGAGCAAGGGAGAAUAUUGCUGUAAUCAUCAAAUAAAUAACCACUCAGAACUAACAUCAAAUGUACAGACGUAUCAUUCCAGUACUACGUUCCAGCAGCAAACAGGUGAGCACGCAGGCAGUGCAAAUAAAGAUAGUGAUCCAAGAAAAAGUGAUGCACAGAAAAUUGUGGCAGCUGCAAAAAGAGAGCAGAAUCCACAGAAUUUUCUUGCUACUGUUCUUUUACCUCUUGAUGAGCAGACAUGCACCUCGCUUAGCAUGGAGUCCAGAGGAGAAGAGUGCAUAGUCACAGGUAAUCUGACUGCUUCAAAGUUAAAUCUUAAAAAUGAUAAAGGCACGACGGUGGACCAGGUGACUUGUAAUGAAGAACUGAAUGAGUUUGGGAAACCAAUGCAUGUACAAAAGGAGCAUCAAUUAAACCUUGUGGAAAACUCUAAAGAUACUGCCGCACCACAGCAUUUAUCUUGUCAGGAAAAAAAGAAGGUUUUGUCAGAAGCUGCAGUGGAAAAUUUUGCUUUAUCAUGCACACGUGGAUGUGAAAAUGUGAAAUCUAACUUAGAUCAGCUGACAGAAUCCCUCUCUGUUAGUUUUGAGUCUUCGUUUGAAACAGUUGACUGUUACUCAGCUUCUCUUCAUCCUGAUUGCAAAUCUGUAAAUAAAACUAUAGUGAAAAGAGGAGUUGGCUCAAAAGAUAAGAUAGACACUGUUUCUACUCCUGAUCUUGAAUGUGAAAAGAGCAAAUCCUUUAAGACUGUAGAUAUGAGCCUCUCAGAAAAUUCUACUCCUACCCAUGGUACAGUUUCCCAUAAAACUGUGCAAGAUAUUCUUGAAAAAUCAUUAGUUACGCUUGCAGAAGAUAACACAUCAAAGGCUGCACCUUGCCCUUUUGUCAGCACUGGAAGAACAGAUGAUACUACACCUGCUGCUUCUAAAAUCAAUGAAGCUGGUAUGAAUGAAAUGGCUCUUGCUCCUUUUGAAUCUAAGAAUUGUAUUUCUGAACUUUCCUCUCACAUUUCUAAAUCACAAGAAAAAAAUCUGGAGGUUUCUGAUUCUGUCCUGGGAUGUGAAGGUAAACCUUUGACUGACCAUUUCUCUGUCAUUUCUCAAAAAGACAUCGUUUCUGCACCUCCAACUAGCUGUGAAAAUAGACAUAUUAAUAUUUCUUCUGAAGUUGAAAGCAAUAACAAGCAUGGGAUAUCAUCCCCGGUACUUUAUUCUUCAUCUGACAACCAAGGAAAAGUGCCUUCUCCUGCCGCUAUCUCUGAAAAUGGUCAAGUUGCUAGAUGGUCUGCUGCUUCCAAGCAGGACGGCUGUGUUCUUGUGACUGCUGAGUGUAAGAGAAUAAUCCCUGAGAACGGAAUGACUGAGACACUUUGCUCAGAAGACCUGAGAGCUUCAUGCCCAUCCAUUUCUCUGGAACCUGAGUUCACCCCAGCUGUGCUCCAUCAUUUUACUUCUGAAGUAAAUGUGCAGGAUUUUUGCAUCCCCAGGUCCCCUUCACCUACUCAAGAAUCCAAAGAAGGCUCAAAACUUUCUAUUUCUGCCUUGAAAACAUCAGGCAUUGCACAAGAGGACUGUAGCUCCUCUGGUCACAGAGUUGGUGUUGAGGCAGAGGAUCUAUCCUCUGCACAGCAGGCUGAUGACAGUGUCUUGGCAGAGGCAGUGCUAUCACCUGUGUGUCCCUUGAAAAGGGCAUCCAAAUCAAAGUGUACUGAGGUGUGCAAAAAUGCUGUACAAGAGGUGAAUCUUUGUAACCAGACCACUAGUACCUCAGAAGCUUGCUCUGAAACAGGUGAACAAACAGCUGCUGCAGCUAUAGAAUCAAAUGAUCUCUAUUUUGCAAAAAUAUGGAAGAAUACUAACAGGGUGGGACAAGACUGCACUAACUUGCAAGAAGCUGCUCUUUUGUUUAAGAAAGCUGAGGAAAUAGUGGACUCUGUUUUACACUUGGCUAUAGAGGAAAUAAUAGCAAAACAAGCUGUUGGUGUCUGCCAAGUCUGUGGGCGAAAGGAUAGUUUAGUAAAUACAGAUAUUCUAAAUGAUCAGAAAACUGUAACUGUGCAGCUGGAAGCAGAAGAAAUCCAGUCAGCUGUGCAUUCAUUAAAACAUUUUAAUGAGAGCAGUGGAGGAGGCUCAUUUUCAUUUACAGGAAAUGAAAUGCAUGAUACAAAUAAUCAAGAUGAAACGAUACCAUCUUACAUCCCUGCUAAAAUUGACCUACAUAGUGUACUGGCAUUAAAAGCAAGAGAAAUAAUUGAUGAAGUUAUUAACUCAGCCAAACAAAAACUGACAUCCAAUCAGUGGCAAGGCAGGGAGAGUGAAAAGCAUUCUGAAAAGAUUGAGUGUAAACCUAAAGCUGAAAAGCCAGAGAUUUUAAAUCUGGAUGGUAAUUUAUCUUCCAAAACACAGAAACUAAUCAGAGAACCAGUAGGGAACACAGAAACUCAGAAUAUAAGUAUAAACUGUGGAAAGGCAGUUUGCUCAGGUCCUCCUUUGCUUUCAAAUAGUACAGAAAACAGCAUAGAUGGGCUCCAAGGAGAUGAAGAUAUACCAAAUAAUGCAUUUGCAUGUCAAACAAAUGGAUUUCUAUCUGCUGGUAUUUCAGUGAGGCGAGAAUCAACUCCUAUGAUACCAGCAAAAGAGGAACAUGAUAAAAAGGUGUAUGAACAUCUGGCUGCAGCAGAGAUGUGCAGUAAAGCUGGAUUAUCAGCAACAAGUAGAAAAUCUGACGUGUCUUUACAUUUAAUAAAUAGAGAUGCAGCUGUUACUGAAGAAAUAUUUCUACCAUUGCAGUUAAGUGAUUCAUGCAAUAAUGCAGAUAUGCCAGACCUCAUGUUGCUGUCAUAUAUAAAUGGUAAUUUGUCAUCUUUUAUGCCUGAUGAAGAAAGUAUCAGCUCACAAAGUGAAAACAGAGUCAAAAGGAGUCCUCACGGUUCUGUGGAAAGCAGUGCAGAGGGUAAUCUGGAUGAACACAGUGGAAGAGAGGCUGCAGAAAUGUCUUCACAAGUAAAAGCAGCCUUAGAAGAUUCAAAGGUAGGGGAGAGUGAAGAGGAACCUGCAGAGGGGGCAAGCGAAACACUUGUCAAUAUUGAGUUAAAUGCACAGUUAAUUGACUCUGAAUUGCCUGCUACUGGAGAGCACAAUGAAGGGAAAAACUACUUCAACUCAGUUUAUGUCCAAAGUAAAGAGAAUCUGAAAGAGUUGCAAAUGAAGGAUUCAGAUGUGCAGAGAAAUGAUCAGCUUGAAGAAAAUAGUCUGGACUGUAGGAAUGACACGAAGGAAUCGACAGAUCUUUUAGGCUUUUCUCCACUAAUUGAGCAAUGGGAAAAUAGUUCUUUUACAAUCGUUUAUGAAGGUGCCCUUCAAACCGAGAACAGAUCUGUCUCUAAUGAUGUUAUACAAACUAGCUCACUUUCUCCUUCUGAUCUGUCUUUGGAUAGUGUAGGUUAUCUAAUGUGUGAAAGAGCAAAAAAUAAAAAUGAGCCCACCUGUUUUUAUGGAAAGGAUAACAAGUUGAAUAAAGCUACGGAGGGCAAUAGCUCAGAGUCAUUUCUGAGUGUGGAAGCCAAACGCUAUAGAAUAUAUCCUUUCUCUUUGUCUCCAAUAUAUGAAGACGACAGCUCCCAUGAAGACUUGCUGUCUGCAGACAUGUCACCAGAAGGCCAUCCUAAUGGAGUAUCUAAAGAUAACUCUGACCAUACUUCUGUGUUGUCCCUUCUGCAAUCAGUUUCUGAGCGCCUACAGUUGACUACUCAGUUCAGUAAAGAGGAAGAUGAGGAGGGAAUGGAGGACGAGGAUGCGGACCAGUCAUCAUGUGAAGGAAAUGUGCUUGAUGUUGAGAGAGGAGGAGAAGAAGAAUGUCUUUCCAGUCAGUGGACAAGGAAUCGAACACGAACCGUUCUGUCAAAUGAUAGAAAUACAUAUCCAUUACCUGAACAAUCACCUUUUCUUUCAAAAGAGCAAUUUGACUCUAAGGAGCAAACAGAAGAGUUUCAAGAUGAGACUUCUCCUGGGCAAACAUACUGCAACCCAGUUUCACAGAAAGCUGAUACUACUCUAAAUCAUCCUCCUACGAGUGCAUAUUACCAGUACUUGAGAUCUGCCAACAAUUACUCCUCUGAGAAGGGAACAAGAUUUGGAAACAUUCUCCAGGAUAUAUUGCAGCCAAAGAUUCGUUGGUCCCAAGAUCAUGCCAUGCCCAAACUGGGAGAAUUGCCAGUGAAUCUCGUUGACAGGGCAAGUCUCACAUGCAAUCCAAGACCAGGAAAGAUUAUUAUUUAUGAUAUUCAUGGUGACAAAAGUAAACAAGAAAUUCAUUCUGAUGUGCUAGAUGCCACAUCCUGGAUCUUUCCCAUUGGAGCAUUACUUAGGAUAAUUAGAGGAUGUUGGAUUUUCUAUGAGAAACCCAAAUUCCAGGGUCAGAAAUAUGUACUAGAAGAAGGAGAGACUGUACUGGAUCACCUUUGGGAUCUUCCAGGUGUGAAACAUCAUCGAAGAAACCUCACAGUGGGUUCAAUCAAACAUGUAACAAAGGUAUAGACUUUAUUAACAAUAUAAUCACUUACA